Molecule: messenger RNA, 2043 nt
Organism: Parasteatoda tepidariorum (common house spider)
Lineage: Eukaryota; Metazoa; Arthropoda; Arachnida; Araneae; Theridiidae
Source: RefSeq, a predicted model, not a curated record
CAGAGUCUCAUACAGCAACGCCCUCUGUAGUUCGUUGUGAUCGUGAAUAAAGAAGGAACGUUGCAAUGCUACACGCUCUAGAGUAACUGGAAUUUGUGGAAUUUGUUGUUUUGGUUUCUUACACUUUCACUCUUCCAUCGUUUUCCCAUCAUCUCACAUAGAUACGUUUAUUCAUAAAUUUUUUUAUGUAAUUCUCACUCAGAUGAAUGAGCUGAAGCCGUUAAUUUCAGCUGGUACUCAGAUAAUUAUUACAUAUAGGUAUAGGUACCAACCAACACCACAUUUAUUAUUCUCAAAGUGGUCUAGCUGCUUUUGAAAUGCUUACAGCUGAGCACUGAAGUUCAUUAUAUUUAUUAGUUAGAGGUUUCUUCGAAAUAGUGGGUAUCGUAAUUUACUGAAUAUUUUCAAGAGAUAUUAUAUUAUUCCACGAAAUUAAUAGCCGUAUCCUGCUUCAUUAUUCUUUACUGACUUUGCAAAGUUACUUUUUAACAUUUCAUUGUAAACCUAUGUUUCCUUAUAAUAUAUUAAUAUUAUGCUAAUAUGAUCUAGAUAGUUGAUAAAUUGUGAUGUUUCUUUCAGUAUUUGAUACAUGUAAUGCAGCAAUAGCUAGCUAUGCAUCAACACAGACGUCGAAAAAAAAGGCCAAGUUAUGGUGUGAGAACUGUAGAAAUAUCAAGGGGGGAAAAUGGAUUUGGUUUCACUAUAUCAGGGCAAGCUCCUUGUAUACUUAGCUGUAUUAUUACUGGAAGUCCUGCUGAAAAAGCAGGGUUAAGACCUGGUGAUUUUUUAAUAGCUGUUAAUGGCCAAAAUGUAUCUAAAGCUCCCCACGAUGAUGUAGUGAGAUUGAUUGGAAGUUCUAGUGAUAUACUAAAGCUUCAGAUUGCUGAAAAUUAUUAUUCAGAUUCGUCCGAAGAAGAAUUUGUAUCAAUUGUUAAGCCAAGACCAAAAUAUCCAAAUAGAAUACGCAAUAGGCAGAAUAAUAGUGUUUCACGAGCUGAAAAAGUUGUUCAAGAUUUACAAACUGGAGCUCUAUUUGUAGAUCAUAUUCAGGGAAAUCUAAACGUUGUUCCUAAGCCUAAAUCCCAAGCUACAAAUCACUCUGGACCCAGUAAAUCAAAUAAAGUAUUAUUAGAUUUGAUCUUACAACAAAGGCUUCAAGAAGCUAAUAGACACUCUCCUCAAAGCUUCAUUUCUAAACCUCUAAAUGUUGCAUCAGUAUCUGAGAAAUCUAAACAGAAAUGUUUAAAAAAGAAAGAAAGUAAAGUAUUAAAGUCUCGUAGUGAUCCUGACACUUCAUCAAGCUCUACCAGUGAAGUAUUUCAUUCUAUUUUUACUGAACAAGAUUUAAAUAAUAUUCUUUAUCCGGCAAUCUAUGCGUCCCAAAAUGAACAGAAAGAUACACAAGAACAAGCUAUUUUAAACGCUGUUGUUGGUUAUUUAGGUACAAUUGAAAUGCCAAAAGAACCUCAGUUCCCUAAUUCUAGACGACAAACUAUACACAAUUGUAUAAGAAGACUUCGAAUUGAGAAAAAAGUCCAUACGUUGGUCCUGAUGUCAGUUUUUGCCAAUUGUAUUAUUCUAAUAAAUCCUCAAGGUAUUACUCUAGCAGAAUUUUCUGCUGAUAAAAUAACUUUCAGUGGUGUAUAUAGUGAUGAUAAAAAAUUCUUUGGUCUUGUUACAAGCCAUGGUGUUAAUAAUGACUUUCAAGAUGAACUAAAUACAUUAAGUAGUUCCUGUCAUGUAUUUAUGGUAGAUCCAAAAUUAGCUCCUCAUCAUCAACACAUAAAACAAGCCAAAGCUUUUCAUAUUACAUGCACUUCAGAUCCCAUGAUUAAUAAAUGUAAAGAAUUUCCUGAAUCUGCUGACAGUAUACUUCAAGCUGUAGUUGGAUUGUAUAGAAACAAAUUAGAUAUUAAUAAUGAUAUUCUACAUGGGUUAGAGUUUCAUGUAAAUAUGUCUCCCCAGUCAAGCAACACUAGUAGCAGUAAUAGUGACAGUGGAAUUGGUUUCCGAGAUGAAGGUAAGUAGUUUUUUUUUCUUCCU